AUGCCACCAAAGAAGAAUGUUGUUGAGGAGAAGACUGUUCUAAUAGGUCGUGUUGGUACUAAUCUUAAAAUGGGAAUAUUGGGCUUACCAAAUGUUGGAAAAUCAACCUUUUUUAAUGUUUUAACUAAAUCUGAAGCUCAGGCAGAGAAUUAUCCAUUCUGUACUAUUGAUCCAAAUGAAAGUCGUGUAGCUGUUGCAGAUGAGAGAUUUGAUUGGUUAGUAGAUUUUUAUAAACCAGCUUCAAAAGUACCUGCUUUUUUAAAUGUAACUGAUAUUGCAGGAUUGGUAAAAGGUGCUUCUGAAGGUCAAGGAUUAGGUAAUGCUUUUCUUUCUCAUGUUUCUGCAUGUGAAGCUCUCUUCCAUGUAUGUCGUGCAUUUGAGGAUGAAGAUGUUACUCAUGUUGAAGGUGACGUUAACCCCGUUAGAGAUUUAGAAAUUAUAAACAAUGAAUUACGUUUAAAAGAUCUUAAUUUUCUUGAACCUGCUUUAAAGAAAGUUGAAACUUUAGCAAUAAGAGCUAAUGAUAAAACAAAAAAAGUUGAAUAUGAUACUUUACUUAGAGUAAAAGAAGUUCUUGAAUCUGGAAAACCUGUAAGAUCAGCAACAUGGAAUGAAAAAGAAAUUGAAGUUUUAAAUAAAUAUCUUUUCCUUACUGCAAAACCAAUCGUUUACCUUGUUAAUUUAACAGAAACCGACUACAUUCGUAAAAAAAAUAAAUGGUUAGCUAAGAUCAAAGCUUUUAUUGAUGAAACAGAUCCUGGUGCUACAAUAAUACCUUUCUCAGGAGCAUUUGAAUUAAAAAAUAUUGAAAUGAAUCCUGAUGAAAGAGAAGCAUGGUAUAAAGAGGUUGGAGCAACAUCAAAUUUAGAUAAAAUUGUCAAAAUAGGUUAUAAAGCUCUUCAAUUAGAGUAUUUCUUUACUGCUGGAAAAGAUGAGGUUAAGGCUUGGACAAUUCAGAAGGGAACAAAAGCUCCACAGGCUGCUGGGCGUAUUCAUACUGAUUUUGAAAAAGGAUUUAUUAUGGCUGAAGUUAUGAAGGUAGCUGAUUUAAUGGAAUUAAAAAGUGAAAAUGCUGUUAAAGCAGCAGGAAAAUAUCGUCAACAAGGAAAGACAUAUGUUGUCGAAGAUGGAGAUAUUAUUCUUUUUAAAUUUAAUGCUGGAGCUGGAUUAACUGCUGGAAAGAAAAAAUAA
Molecule: messenger RNA, 1191 nt
Organism: Strongyloides ratti
Lineage: Eukaryota; Metazoa; Nematoda; Chromadorea; Rhabditida; Strongyloididae
Product: Obg-like ATPase 1
Exons: 1
Coding region: 1-1191 (396 amino acids)
Cellular component (GO): cytoplasm
Molecular function (GO): GTP binding; ATP binding; ATP hydrolysis activity
Source: RefSeq, a predicted model, not a curated record